AUGUUUACAAGGCAGGUCCAGCAUUGUCUGUCCAAAGACCAGAUCCCUCCCUGGUCUCCUCAGGAUCCUGCUUCCUGCUGGCGGGGCAGGGCCACGGGACAGUUGCAGGGAGGAAAAACCCAGCUCCCCGCUGCCUCCGUAACACCAUCGGCCCCACUGUCCCUCCAGCCAUCUCCAGCUCUGCUUCCCCACUCGCGGGUGCAGAUGAGUAAUGCCACGCGUGCCUUGCCCUCUGCCGUGGCGCCCAGUGCCCCGGGGCCUGGCACAGCAGCUGGGCUGGCCUCGGCUCCCCCAUCUUUGGCCCUCGUCCUGCUCACGGCCGCCCACAACGACUCUGAGGAUGGCCGACAGCUCUUUCUGACCACAACAGCGGCACAGGUCAUCUCCGGCAUCUUCGUGUGGUCAGCGCUCAUCGUCACCUUCCACCAGAUCUACACGCACCUGAGGAAUUACACCAUGCCCAAGGAGCAGCGCUACAUUAUCCGCAUCCUCUUCAUUGUGCCCAUCUAUGCCUUCGACUCCUGGCUCAGCCUCCUCCUCCUCGGCAGCCACCAGUACUAUGUCUACUUCGACUCAGUGCGCGACUGCUAUGAAGCUUUCGUGAUUUACAGCUUCCUGAGCCUGUGCUUCGAGUACCUUGGAGGGGAGAGCACCAUCAUGACAGAGAUCCGAGGGAAGCCUAUUGCGUCCAGCUGCUUUUAUGGGACCUGCUGCCUUCAGGGUAUGUCCUACUCCAUCGGGUUCCUGCGCUUCUGCAAGCAGGCUACGCUGCAGUUCUGCAUCGUGAAACCCCUCAUGGCGAUCAUCACCAUCAUCCUGCAAGCAUUUGGGAAGUACCACGAUGGGGACUUCAACGUCCAAAGUGGCUACCUCUACAUCACCAUCAUCUACAACUUCUCCGUCAGCCUGGCACUUUACGCCCUCUUCCUCUUCUACUUUGCCACCAUGGACCUGCUGCGCCCAUUUGAGCCGGUCCUCAAGUUCAUCACCAUCAAGGCAGUCAUCUUCCUCUCCUUCUGGCAAGGGACGCUGCUGGCAAUCCUGGAGAAAUGCGGGGUGAUCCCUGAAGUUCAGAUCAUCGAUGGGAAGGAGGUGGGAGCUGGGACAGUGGCUGCUGGCUACCAGAACUUCAUCAUCUGCAUUGAGAUGUUCUUUGCUUCCAUUGCCCUGCGCUACGCGUUCACCUGCCAGGUGUACAGAGAGAAGAAAGAAAACUCAACAGCAAACCUUGCCCCGAUGCAGAGCAUCUCCAGCGGGCUGAAGGAGACCAUAAGCCCCCAGGACAUUGUGCAGGAUGCGAUCCACAACUUCUCACCCGCAUACCAGCAGUACACCCAGCAGUCGAUGCAGGAGGCGGAGCGCAAAGCACCAGGGGAGAAUGGGCAUGUGGCCUCCAAGACGGAUGGACCGAGCAGCAGAAAGAGCAAAAACAUUGAGAAGAGAGUGCUGAUCCUGUCGGAUGAGGAGCUGUAG
Messenger RNA from Gavia stellata (red-throated loon), 1473 nucleotides. RefSeq names its product transmembrane protein 184A (gene TMEM184A). The record is from RefSeq and is a predicted model, not a curated record. Lineage: Eukaryota; Metazoa; Chordata; Aves; Gaviiformes; Gaviidae. Gene Ontology annotation, molecular function: transporter activity. Gene Ontology annotation, biological process: transport. Gene Ontology annotation, cellular component: early endosome membrane.